Molecule: messenger RNA, 731 nt
Organism: Rubroshorea leprosula
Lineage: Eukaryota; Viridiplantae; Streptophyta; Magnoliopsida; Malvales; Dipterocarpaceae
Source: the annotation of a GenBank genome assembly
AGACUAAUCUGUUGUUUUAUGAACAGGUAUUUGAUACCCUGAGGACGACAAUGUUCAUACUAGGAAUGAUGUCUGUGUUCAUAGGCAUUUCUUUGUUGGCACCUGAUGACUCUAGAGGCAGUGAGGUUAAGGAUAGUUCAUCUGUUGAUAUGUCUUCAAGCAUUACAACAGAAUCUGACAGGUUGAUCUUGCCAUCUGAAGGUGUGCAAAACAAAGAAACAAAAUCAUUGAUGCAAGGAAUGAGCAUGAAGAUUAGAGAUAUACUAAGCAGGGCAAAGACUGCUUGUUCGCUGGGUCUGGGAGAGGAUUCAAUAAAUGCAUCUGCCGUUCUGGUGAUGCCUAUGAUGUCCUCAAAGAUAACAGGCUUCAGAGGUAGUGGGUUUGAUCGCUCAAAGUUUUUGCCCGUAAGAAAUUCUGGUUGGAAUGAAAUUGCAAUGGAUGGAGAUGAUGAUGAAAGACUGCUGGAAGCUGAGCCGAUACUGCCUCAGAGAAUUUGAUAGGGACUGCAAUGAAUAUAGUUGGUUAGGAUUUUAUUGUUUUGUAUCACAUUCGUUGAGCACCCUUGCUCAUCAAAGUCAGCAGCACAUACCACGCCGAUGUAUAUUCUUUGCUCACUUAGUUGAAAGGAAAACAAACACAAAUGUGUGGACACUGUAACCUUAGAGAAAAGAGGUGAAAAUAUUAGGCAAUAUUCAGUUGUUUGGUGUUCUUAACAAAGGAAAUUUUGAAUG